This is a messenger RNA of Ixodes scapularis (black-legged tick), 1472 nucleotides long. Its product is annotated as ras-related protein Rab-24. NCBI's taxonomy places the organism in Eukaryota, Metazoa, Arthropoda, Arachnida, Ixodida, Ixodidae. Bases 234 to 827 code for a protein of 197 amino acids. The transcript has 7 exons. Gene Ontology annotation, molecular function: GTPase activity; GTP binding. The record is from RefSeq and is a predicted model, not a curated record.
CCGUAACUGCAUGCAUGGCCACCAUUCAUCCAUCCGGGCGUUGGGGUAGAGCAAGGACGUUGGGGUAGAGCUUUGUCAACUUUGUUGAUCUUGGCGAUAGGCGCUAUGGUGUCCGAGGAAUGAUCCGUUGAAACGUUGAAAUGCCAGCUGACGGUGCAGAAUUGUGACGUCUGUGUCGUGCUCACGGGUACCGAUUCGGGGCACUUACUUCGGUGCCCCAUUUCGCUCGAGGCAUGAGUAAUGUGGACCUCAAGGUGGUCCUCCUGGGUAAAGAGUACGGGGGCAAGACGAGCCUCGUGGAGCGGUACCUCUAUGACCGGUUCGACUCCGCCACUCCCUACCAGAAUACAAUAGGUGCUGCGUACGGGGCCAAGCAGAUCGCUGUCCGGAACCGAAAGAUCACCCUCGGUAUCUGGGACACUGCUGGAAGUGAGCGGUACGAAGCCAUGAGCCGGAUUUAUUACCGGAGUGCCGGCGCAGCCGUCGUCUGCUUUGACCUCAUUGACAGGGAGAGCUUCCAAAAGGCCAAGUUCUGGGUUGAGGAGCUGCGAAAGUAUGAAGAGAAAUGUCAGAUUUUCCUCUGUGGCACCAAGAAGGACCUGAUCAAGGAAGAGGGCCGACCUCGUGCUGUCCAUUGGAGCGAUGCUCUGGAGUAUGCGGACGCCAUUGGGGCCAAACUGUUCGAAACCUCGAGCAAGACCGGGGAGGGCAUUGCCGACCUGUUUUGUCAAGUGGCCGAGGACUACCUGGACACUGUUUCACUGCAGAAGAACAAAGCCGAAGCACGUUUCCGUCUGGAAGAGCCCCGAAGCAGAGGCUGCUGCUAGCGUCGCUGGCCGCCGACGGUCUCCAGGUCGUGGAGCCAGCCGUCCCAGCCUGCCGCACCCGCCCGUCGCCAAGACGUUUGGCGGGCUGCCUUCUAGGCUAGGCCCUCAAGGGCCACAGCGGUGCUUGACAGUGCUAGCGGGUUCCAGCCAGAACAAGGACGCAAACUCCGGCACGGGAUCGUGCGUCUGACCUAGCUUAGCAGUCCCGCUGGUGCUGCUGUGACGGGAGGGAACCAGGCGUUAGUUGCCAAGCUUACAGGUGCCUUUGCGACAAUGGAGACAUUCACCAUUCUUUGUCUUCCCCAGAGACUGCGCUGGAGGGUUUAGUUUUGUACUAUGAGAGGAGGAGGAGGAGGCGGGGAGAUAAAUUAUUUAUUAUGCCUGACGGAAAGAGAGCGUAGUUGAACUGUUCCGUGAAUUUGUUUGACGCUGCCUGUUAUUUUAGAGUUGCAUACAGGUCCAUAGAGGACAUUGCAUCAUGAUGGUGCGUGUCUAGGGCAUGAUUUUUAUCCUUUAGUUAGAGCUACUGUACGAAAUGUGGAAAUCAACAUUUUUUUUUGUUGUUUUAUGCAUUGUGCUUCAUCUUUCCAGUAUCUGUGCGCAAUGGUGUCUACGUUUUUAAUAAAAACAAGUUUUGUAACACAG